Molecule: messenger RNA, 2679 nt
Organism: Gavialis gangeticus (Gharial)
Lineage: Eukaryota; Metazoa; Chordata; Crocodylia; Gavialidae
Gene: PROKR1
Product: prokineticin receptor 1
Exons: 2
Coding region: 39-1400 (453 amino acids)
Biological process (GO): neuropeptide signaling pathway
Cellular component (GO): membrane
Molecular function (GO): neuropeptide Y receptor activity
Source: RefSeq, a predicted model, not a curated record
AUAUAUUUUCCCUCCCUCUUUUGUUUUAAUACAAGGUGAUGAAUGAAGCCAUUGCUCUACAGCUUCAUGGCAUCAAUGACAAGGUGAUUUGCUGUUUGGAGAAAGCAUCAAGUGAACUUCUCUGCCAGCUCCUUCCCAAUACCCUGAGUGAUUACUACAUAGAACUCAAAGCUCAGCAGAGUCACUUGCAUAGAAAGAGAAGAGGCAACAUCAUGGGGCAAGAAGAACGUAACCCCAAUGCCACCCAGAAUAUUAACUUUGCUGCCAUCUACAACCUCCACAGGAGUGACUUUGCCUCCUUUCGAAAUUUGUCCUUCCCUUUCAAUUUCAGCUACAGUGAUUAUGACCUGCCCAUGGACGAUGAGGAUGACAUGACCAAAACCCGCACCUUCUUUGCAGCCAAGAUCGUGAUUGGGGUAGCUCUCAUUGGCAUCAUGUUGGUCUGUGGCAUUGGCAACUUCAUCUUCAUCGCCGCACUAGCUCGCUACAAGAAGUUGCGUAACCUCACUAACCUCCUCAUUGCCAACCUGGCGAUCUCUGACUUCAUCGUGGCCAUCGUCUGCUGCCCCUUCGAGAUGGAUUACUAUGUGGUAAGGCAACUGUCCUGGGAACAUGGCCACGUGCUCUGUGCCUCCGUCAAUUACCUGCGCACUGUCUCCCUUUAUGUCUCUACUAAUGCUCUUCUGGCUAUAGCCGUAGACAGGUAUCUGGCUAUCGUCCACCCACUGAAACCACGUAUGAAUUACCAAACAGCAACCUUUCUCAUAGCCUUGGUUUGGAUCAUCUCCAUACUCGUUGCUAUACCAUCUGCAUAUUUUGCUACUGAAAUUGUGUUAUUCACAGUAAAAAAUCAGAAGAAAUUUUUUUGCGGCCAAAUUUGGCCAGUUGACCAACAAAUGUAUUAUAAAUCCUACUUCCUUUUUAUCUUCGGUAUUGAAUUUGUUGGACCUGUGAUUACGAUGACCCUGUGUUAUGCCAGAAUCUCCCGAGAGCUUUGGUUUAAGACUGUACCAGGCUUUCAAACCGAACAGAUCAGGAAGAGGCUUCGCUGCAGAAGAAAAACUGUCAUGGUGCUCAUGUGCAUCCUAACAGCCUAUGUCCUCUGCUGGGCUCCUUUCUAUGGAUUCACAAUUGUCCGUGACUUUUUCCCCACGAUCUUUGUGAAACAGAAGCAUUAUCUUACAGCCUUUUACAUAGUUGAGUGCAUUGCCAUGAGCAACAGUAUGAUUAACACCAUGUGUUUUGUAACUGUCAAAAACAACACCAUGAAGUAUUUCAAGAAGAUCAUGUUACUCAGGUGGAGGUCCACCUAUAAAGGGAGCAAAUCCAGUGUAGAUCUAGACAGCAAAACCAAUGCAACACCAGUCACAGAAGAGGUUGACUGCAUAAGACUAAAGUAAUUGAAGUUUGGUUGUCGUGACACGUGCAUCCCUGGGGGAGGGAGGUGGGGAGGUGAAUUAGUAUUUUACCUCAAAAAGCAUCUCUCCCAGUUUUUGUGGUGAUACCUACCACUGGAGAGAGCUCUAGAUGAGGAUUCAAUAGAUCACAGAUCUCUUUCCAACUAUGCUGUUGAACAGAUGUAUGACCAUGCGCUGAUCAUAUUGACUCUCCCUCACUUUUCUCUUCUGCAAAACAGGGAUAAUGAUACUGAUUUUCCUUUGUUAAAGCCCUUUAAGAUUUAGGGAUCAAAAGCUCCAUGGAAAAGCUAAGUGGUGUUAUCUGGAUGCAAAAUUCUAUCUUAGAAAUGACAUCAACAAUUCUCCCCUUUUCUCCUUGCCUUAGGGAAUGACCUUUUUUCCCCCUCUCAAGCAAGACCUUUGACUUGAAAAGUCUUAUUCUUCUCCCAUUUCCUUUUUGCAACCAAACAUACUACUUUGGUGACAAGAAACUCUAUGCUGCUGUAUAGCACUUUCUUACACGCCCAAGUCCUAGAAACCAAGAGACAUUUCAGCAUGUCAUUGUCUCCAUAGAAUGCUACCCUGUUCCCUGGCCAGUUUUCUAUACAGAUACGAAUACUGCUUCUUAGUCUAGAAAAGACCCCUGAUCCUUUAGCGUGAUCACCUAUACAGAACUCUGGCUCCAUCCUUCUGGAAUUGUAUGGGAAAUAUUGACAGUAAUUUAUUAUUAUGUACCUGAAAAGAGAAUGUACAUAAGGCCCAGGUAUCACCUAAGGGCCAGGCAUCAUAUAAAGUCCAUGUGUACCCCCACAAAAAUAUUCAAGUGGGAUAAAUAAUGUGGAGACCUUAUGGUAGUCCUUUGUGUAGGGAGGGAAUUUUAGCUCUAUAGUGGGCAUGACAGACUGAACAGGCUUUCAGUAGUCAUUGAUUUGCUGUUUGAUUGUCACUUCUUACCCAUUUAAACCUAGACCAGCUGUACAACACAUCUCAGUGAAUAUUGCGUGAAUCUCCAUUAAUUUCAUCUUGCUUAUUCUGAUUAUGUGCCCCCCUGGGAUUGGUGUGUCUUUCAACUGAUAACUGUGUUUUAAACAGGUGGUAAUGUCAGUAAAGUCUGCUCAUUUAAGUCCACAAUUAUGAAAUUUGAUGAAUGUUCAUGUCCUAAAAUUAAGGCUUUUCUACUGUGCUACCAAACGCUUCUCGUUUUUAAAUGUGUGAUACUGCCUGCUUUUGAAGUAAAUUAAUUUUGUAAAUGAUUUGUUUCUUUGUAAAUUUAAAUUGAGCA